AUGCCAAUUAAGCGGCUAGACCAGCUGGUGGUCAACAGAAUCGCUGCAGGCGAGAUCAUCAUUCAACCAGCCAACGCGCUCAAAGAGCUUCUAGAGAAUUCCGUUGAUGCUGGAGCCACAAGCGUGGAUAUUCUCGUGAAAGACGGAGGAUUGAAGUUUUUGCAAAUCACAGAUAACGGAUCAGGCAUCAAUGUUGACGAUAUGCCGCUUCUUUGUGAGAGAUUCGCAACAUCCAAGCUCAGUCUGUUUGAAGAUCUAGAGAGUUUGGCGACUUACGGGUUUCGUGGCGAGGCAUUGGCGUCGAUUUCCCACAUUGCAAGAUUGAGCGUGAUUUCGAAAACAAAGGAGUUCCUGUUGGCCUACAAGGCGUUCUACAAUGCGGGCAUGUUGGCUACAAAUAAGUUCAAGGUGGAUGACGAGAGCAAGACGGCUCCAAAGCCUGUUGCAGGCAAGAACGGGACACAAAUCACCGUUGAAGACCUCUUCUACAAUACUCCUUCGAGGUUGCGGCUGAUGAAGCUGAAGCUGGACGAGCUUGCGCUGAUAUUGGAUGUGGUUGGAAAAUACGCUGUACAUACCCAGGGGGUCGGAUUCACGUGUAAGAAGUUUGGCGAGCUGACGCCGGCUUUGGCAACGAGACCGCAGGCUGAAUUGAAGGAGCGUUUGAGGACGGUUUAUGGUGUCAGUGUGGCCAGUGACAUUAUAGAGUUCAGCAAAGAGGGUCCUUCGGAGUACGGACUUAUGAAGGUCAGCGGUGCCAUCACGGGGCUCAACUACAAUAAUAAGCGGAGAGCCGUACCCGUGUUUUUCAUCAACAACCGUCUGGUUUCCUGUGAACCACUCAAGAGAGCCUUGGUGUCGUUGUACCAGGUAUUCCUACCCAAGGGCACGUAUCCGUUUUUCUACCUUAGCUUGGAGAUCAAGCCGCAAAACGUCGACGUGAAUAUCCAUCCUACAAAACGAGAAGUUAGGUUUCUCUACGAAGAAGAGAUCAUCGAGUGGAUCACCGGUUUAGUCCACGAUACGUUAUCAUCGCAUGACACAUCCAGAACAUUCAAACAAAGCACAUUUAAGCGGGGCAGUGACGUCGAUGACGUCGCAACGCAGGUCAAGAAAUAUCGUCAAGAAAACAAGCUUGUCAGAGUGGAUGCUUCGCAGCCCAAACUUGAAGCAUUUGUGUCAAAUCAGAACAAUGAGGAUGAUGACGAGAUUGAGGUGGAGGAACGCAGGGAGGUGCACCUUGACAGCAUAAGAGAGCUACGCCAGGAGGUGCUGGAAAAUGUUUACAGGCCCUUAACAAAUGUGUUCAACAACUUGGUCUACGUUGGUGUUGUUGAUGGAAACCGCCGUCUAUGCUGCUUCCAGUACGACGUGAAGCUCUUUCUAUGCGACUACGGCGCCGUCCUUGCAGAAUUCUUCUAUCAAAUCGGCCUUCUAGAAUUUGCCAAUUACGGCCGAUACGAGCUCGACCCACCAAUAUCACUCCAAGACCUUCUUGCCCCGCUAUACGAAACGAGGAGUGACCUAGUUGCCCGUGAGGACGUCGUCUCCGCUAUCACAGGAAUGUCUGACAUGUUCUUGGAGUAUUUUGCCUUGCACAUUGAACGAGGCGUGCUCCACUCGGUGCCUUUGCUCUUGACCGGUGCAGAGCCAGCCUUGGCCAAGUUGGCCCAUUUUGUCUAUAGAUUGGGCACAAAGGUGGAUUAUCAGGACGAAAAAAAAUGUCUAAGUCAGGUGCUCCGUCAAAUCGCUCUCCUCUAUGUGCCCUCACCCACGGACACUAAUGAGGGAUUCGAAAAACUCGAAAAUAUUAUUUUCCCUGCCGUUCGCCAAAGGCUUGUGGCACCGGCCAAGCUCAUGGACCAUGUUGUCCAGAUAGCCGAUCUCCCGGGACUCUACAAGGUUUUUGAGAGAUGUUAG
Molecule: messenger RNA, 1920 nt
Organism: Candidozyma duobushaemuli
Lineage: Eukaryota; Fungi; Ascomycota; Pichiomycetes; Serinales; Metschnikowiaceae
Gene: MLH1
Product: mismatch repair ATPase
Exons: 1
Coding region: 1-1920 (639 amino acids)
Biological process (GO): mismatch repair
Cellular component (GO): MutLalpha complex
Molecular function (GO): ATP-dependent DNA damage sensor activity; ATP hydrolysis activity; ATP binding
Source: RefSeq, a predicted model, not a curated record